AUGAGUGACAGGAAGCGCAGCGUCGUGAAGAGGCCGAAAACCCCGAAGACCGAGAGUUUCCAAAUUGGUGACUUCGUCCAAAUCGGAGAUAAUGAACAACUGGUUGGCCACGUAAAGUUCCAAGGUGCAACCAGCUUUGCAGAUGGCGUUUGGGUUGGUAUCCAAUGCCAGAAGGCUUACGGGAAGAAUGACGGCAGCGUGCAGGGCGUUCGCUACUUUGAGUGCCCGCCAAAGUAUGGGCUUUUCGCGCGUCCAACAAGCCUUCGCCGCCUGCAGGACUCGAGCAGUCAGAGCCAGGCUGCUGAAGGUAAGACUAUGCGGGCCCCAGCGGCUCCAGUGGCUGCAGCGGCUCCAGUGGCUGCAGCGGCUCCAGUAGCAGCGGUGAGCAAGGAUGCGCAAGCUCCAGCUAGUUCUUCCACAAUCAACGAGGAGCUGGAGAAAGCCGUCCGGAAGCAAGACCUUCAGAAGCUUCGUGAGGUUCUGCCCAAGGCCAUAUCAAGCCAUGGGAAUGUGGCCCUGGAUGCAUGGAAGUUGUGGGAUUUGGAGUAUUGCCGUCUGAAAGAGGCUGAGGCGCGGAUGCAAGCAGAACUGGAGGAGCUGAAGUCAAAGGUCUCCAAGAUGACAGAUGAGGUCCAAACCCUGCGAGCCAGCGAGCUGCAGAAGGAGCAAGCUGCCAAAAAGAUACAGGCAGCACAGAGGGGCUUGGAACUGCGCCAGGAGCAGCCACUAGGCGGGUCGGCUCAUCGGGUGCAGAAGUUGACCGAGGUAGACUGGACUUCACAGGUCGACGUGCCGCAGACAUAUCAGCGUGCUGCUGUACGUAUUGCGGAAACGCAUCGAAGGGGCAUUACCUUGAAGCAGCUAGAGGUUUUCACGGAGUUGGUCGACAAGGUGCUGGAGUUGAUUGAGGUGGAAGAGCCCAAUGCUUCGACGGAUCUGGGACGUUUGACCAUGGAAAAUGUGAACCUGUACCACCUGAACGAGCUGUUUGUGCUGCGCCUCACGAAAAAGGAGGUCUGUAGCUUUACAGAGCUGGUCAUGGAUGCAGCACAGGACCCUGUGUGGUUUGUAUCCCACUGGUGGGGUACUCCAUGGCGAGAUAGUCUGGACAUGUUGAGCUUCCACUCCAAGGAGCAUCAGCUGCUGGAUGACAGUCCUUACUGGAUCUGCACCUUUGCGAACAACCAGCACAACUUAGAGGAGCUCAACACCUCUGACCUGUUGGACACACCUUUUGUGCGUGCGAUCAUGAGCUCCAGUUGUAUGGGAACGGUGAUGUUGAUGAAUGAGAAUGCGGAGCCGUUUCGGAGAACCUGGUGCACGCUAGAGAACUUCAUCAGUACCCAGCACGUUAAGACAAAGCCAAGACAACAUCUAUUCGAGGUAGCAGCAGUUGUGCAAGAAGGCUGGCAGAAGAUAAUGGAUGGAGAUAAAGAAGUCAGGGUCCCCAGGUGUCCAGCAUUACUUCAACGAGGCGAAGAUGGCGGCUUCAUUGACAAGGUCGUCGAAAAGGGUGCUUGGUUUCCCAACGAGGUUGCACGCUGUGGAGUCAAAGUGGAUAUUGCUACAGCUGAUGCGUCCAAUGAGGACGACAAACGCAACAUCCUGCGCCUGAUUAUUGGAGAGACUGAUGCCAAAAUGCCGCAGCCUCCAGCCUCCCAUGAGAAGUACGAUGAGGUAAAUGUUGCCAUCCACGGGGUCUUCGCUCCAAUGGCAUUGCAUGCUGCAGCGCAGGAUGGAGAAGUUCAAGAAGUGGAACGUUUGCUGUCAGCGGGGCUUGUAGACUUGGUCGAGAAGCCGACCCGCAACUCUGCUGGUGAGACGCCGCUCUUUGCUGCAUGUUUCAGUGGGCGCGCGAAGAUGGUGCAACUUCUCCUCGAGAAACGUGCGGAUACCAACUUGACAAAGUCCACAGAUGGCAUGAGCCCAGCAUGUGCAGCUGUUGCUGAGCACCACGAGGAGGUGUUGCAGCUGUUGCUUGACGGGAAAGCCGACCUAAAUCUGGCCAGUGCUGAUGGUGGGACGCCUUUGUUUGUGGCCAUUCAGGCUGGUCACUAUGAUCUCGUGGAACGACUGCUGGACGCAAAGGCGGAUCCGAAUGGAAGCAGCAACAGCAUGCAGACGCCAGUGCAGUUCUUGACACCUGCGCUCCUGCACAAGGGCGAAUCAGUUCUGCACAAGGGCGAAUCCGCUGAUGACUUCGAGCAUGCUUAUGAAGCUUUGGACACGCUCCUAAGCGCUGGUGCGGAGCCAGAUCGUGUGAACGACAGCAGCAGUUGCUCUGCCCUCUUAGCAGCAGCUGUGAAUGACUGCACAGACGCUCUCGAGCUUCUUCUAGACGCCAGGGCUAAUCCCAACCAACGUGACCUUGAGUACCAGGCAACCGUUUUGUCCUGGUCUGCCCAGAAUGCCAAUGUUGAUGCAGUUACUGCCCUCAUCAAACAUCGUGCUGACGUGAACGCCAUAUCAGGAGCAGAGGCCCCUUUGGACAUUGUCAAGGGCUUGCUGGAUGCCACGGAGAAUGCCAAAGCUUGCUUGGAGGUGUUGAAGUCUUUUGGGGCGAAGGAGUACAGCGAAUUGGCAGCCUGA
Durusdinium trenchii is the source of this 2589-nucleotide messenger RNA. The record is from the annotation of a GenBank genome assembly. Lineage: Eukaryota; Dinophyceae; Suessiales; Symbiodiniaceae.